Penaeus monodon (black tiger shrimp) is the source of this 1492-nucleotide messenger RNA. RefSeq lists its product as uncharacterized. The transcript has 2 exons. The coding region runs from base 1 to 837 and encodes 278 amino acids. The record is from RefSeq and is a predicted model, not a curated record. Lineage: Eukaryota; Metazoa; Arthropoda; Malacostraca; Decapoda; Penaeidae.
AUGACCUGCUCUCGGCUGUGCUUCCUUCUCGCCUUCGCGUCCUGCCUAGCGGUGCUGGCGCGGGCUGAGGCUAACCCCAAGGCUGACCCAAGCCCCGCCGCUCACCCUAGCCCUGCAGCUGACCCGACUCCAGAAGCCAGCCCUGACCCAGGAGCUAAUCCCAGCCCGGUUGCUGACCCUGUCCCUGACCCCAAAGCUGACCCUACCCCUGCUGCUGACCCCGAAGCUGACCCUACCCCUGCUGCUGACCCCAAAGCUGACCCUACCCCUGCUGCUGACCCCGAGGCUGACCCUGCUGCUGAUGCUGACCCUGAGGCUGACCCUAGCUAUGCCGUGUACCCUACGCCUUGCUACCCGCGCGUGCAUUACGUCACGAAGUACCAGACGCAAGUACAGGAGCUACCAGUGUACAAGACCGUUUACAAGCACCAGUACGUCCCCACAACCCUGUACCACACCCAGUACAACACCCAGUACCACACCGAUUACGUCACCAACUAUAUCCCGAAGUACAUCACGAAGUCAGUGUACAAGACCAACGUACAGUACGUGACGCAGUACAAGACCCACUACUUCACUGAUUACCACACUGCGUACGUCACACAGACUCAGCUCGUGCCGCAGUACUUCACCAAAACGUACUAUCAUACCCUGUACAAAACGCAGGUGGCUUACGAGCCCGUCUAUAAAACGCAGUACGUCCCCGAGUACGUCACCAAGACAAAGGUACAUUACCACACUCAGUACCAGACGCAGGUGGUACCCCAGUAUUUCACCGUCACGAAGACUCAUCACACUUACAAGACUGUGUGUCCCAAGCCUGCUUAUUUGUACUGAAGAUGAGAGCGAAAGGAGGAAGGGGAAGAGAUGGAGGGUGAUAUUGAUGCUGGAGAGAAAGAGAUGAGAAUGAGGGUGAUGCUGAUGCUGGAGAGAAAGAAGGUGAUAUAGAUGCUGGAGAAGAAGAGAUGAGAAAGUAGGUGAUGCCGAUGCUGAAGAGAAAGAGAUGAGAGGGAAGAAGAUGUUGAUGUUGGAUAAGAAAAGAUGAAAUGGAAGAAGAAAAAAAAUGUAUAAUCGCGUCACGACGAAGAAAAAGAAAAGAAACUAAACAAAAAUGGAGAGAAAUAAUGUAAAGCUGAAGAGGAAAAAGAAACGAAAAAGAUGAAAGAAAAUCAAUGCCCACGCUACCUACCCCUUCCCCCCCUCCCCCCAUUAAACACCUGGAUUACCCCCUACCCUACCCCCCUUUUCCUCCCACCCUUUAUAACCCUUUACUGUGAGACUCAACGAUAUAUAAUCUUGUAUUUUCUUGCAUAUUCAUACCUAGCUUCACGUAUUUAUAUUUUAAAGAGAAAUAAUGGUGAACUUUUUUGCUAAACGAAUUACCUGUGCAUUCUAGCUUUACUUUCAUCUCAUAUCUGUAUCUGCAUUUUUUAAAUCUUAUUUAAAGCUUACUUAUUUACUUACUGUGUGUAUAUAAUGUAUAAGAUGUGUA